CCUGCGACCAUCCGGUAGCAGAGAGCAGGUAGCAUGGCUUCACCAGUGUGUGCAUCACUGUUCUGUCUGGUCAACAUUGGUAUUCUAGUCUUUGCCUUCUAUUGGCCCAUGUGGUAUGUGGUGGUGGAAGAGACCGAUGAUGGCUCGGGUCCCGUCAAGACAGAGUCCAAGUUUGGCCAACAAAGAUUCUGCACAGUGGUGACAGACAACACGGGAACAGAGGUUUUGAAUAGUUGCCGGACGUACAAGGAGGCGCUGGACGAGAUCAAGAAGGCCGGCGGCACGUCAGAUAACCUAGAACGGCUUGUUCUGGGCUCGUAUGUGGCGUCGACGGGAAUCGUGGUGAGCGUGGUCAUGCUAGCCAUCACUAUGAUCAUUGCGGUGUACAUGACGUGCUCCGAGACAAAGGACCGCUCGACAGCUGGGCAGGGCUUCUGCAUUGUCUCGUCAAUCAUCCUGGUCAUCGUCGCCAUUUUCUGGUAUAUGCACUGCAUCCACAACUCGAAACUCAAGACCCGCGACUGGAAGCACCUGUCGUACGGCUACUACGGCAUCAUUGUCGUCGCCCUCUUCGCCAUCGGCUGCAUCUUUGAUCUCAAGCGCGACUUUGACGCCCAGCGCCCAGCCGGUGAGCCUGUCGACGCACAGGCCGACAACGACGAUUACUGGACGGUGUAACCCGCCGCCCGCUCGCCACUCCUGAUCUGACCCCGAUGCGCAAGCCGCCCCUCGCCCCCCUCACAACCCACAACCCACCGCCUCGCGCUACCACCUUCCCUCCACUACCCCCCC
Molecule: messenger RNA, 792 nt
Organism: Thecamonas trahens ATCC 50062
Lineage: Eukaryota; Apusomonadida; Apusomonadidae
Exons: 2
Coding region: 34-678 (214 amino acids)
Source: RefSeq, a predicted model, not a curated record